AUGGCUCUGUGCGCACGUAGCACGCUCUUAGCCUUCUUUGUCGCUUUCUGCACACCUGGACGCGGAUGGGCAGCGGAGAAGCCCCUGCGGACUCAUAAUGGGAAACCGACUUCCAUGGCGAGGAGCCUAAGAGAAAGCUGGGAGCCUUCUAUCCAUCUCGAUGGAAAACCAGUGGAGCGCUUCGCAGCCAGUUCCAACAAGCCAUUGAGGAAUCAUCGCUACACCAGACUGGGCAAGGAGAGCCGCUCAGCCCUAGUGGAGGAUGUAGAUCCCGAAUGGGUAAAACUUGAUGGCUUUGCUGUACUGAGUGGCACGCCUGUGAGCAACACAUCAACAGGACCAGUCAGGUCAGCAUAUCCUGCUGCAAGAAAUCAAACCACAUUGAGGCGUGCUGCCCGGGUGAACAGAACAGCUAACCGUUCAAGUGCCUCUAGCCCGCGGACAUACAGGAGGAGGGCCCCUCAGUCCUCCACUGGUCCCCGGCAGCCAGAGAGAGGCUUCUUCACAAGAACAACUUCCCUGGAGAGGAGACACCAACACAAGCCUCAGUCUGACCAGAGGAACCGUUACGCACACAAAUUAACAUCUGAGUCCGUUCAUGUGGUGUCACUGCAGGCACAGAAACCCCAGGAUCAGAGCGUUCCUGGUAACCGUGCGGCAACCAAAAUGACCACACCAGAACCGCCUGAGUAUGAGGCCAAGGACAUCAGUGUCAGGGUCAUGUCUCCUAAGUCGGUCCUUAUCACCUGGGUCGACCCUGCUGUGGAAAUGGGGAAGGUUGAGCCUGAUGAAUUUAGAUCCUACACAGUAAGGUACAGGGAGAAGGGUGAGUCAGCACGCUGGGAGUACAAAGAGAGCUCCCAGAGGAGAAUGAUGGUAGACACACUAUAUGCUGAUAGCAUGUAUGAGUUCGCCGUCAGAAUCUCUCAAGGGGAAAAUGUUGGCAAGUGGAGCGUGUCUGUCUUUCAGAGGACCCCUGAGUCAGCACCAUCUGGGCCACCAGAGAACUUUGAAGUCGAACCACUACGGGGGAAAGGAACGGCUGUGAAAGCCACUUGGGAUCCCCCUGAAGAAACCAAUGGGAGGAUAAGAGAGUACAUCCUGUCUUAUGCUCCUGCACUCAAACCAUUUGGAAUGAAAAGCGUUACAUACCGGGGCAGCACAACCUCCGCCACUAUUGAAGGUUUAACACCUGGAGAACGGUACAUCUUCAAGAUCAAAGCCACAAACAGGCGGGGACAUGGACCUCUAAGCAAGGCCUUCAGUGUUGUCAUGCCAGGAUCCAGGACUGCUGUUUCACCGUUUUCAAGAACCAAGGACAGCCAGAGAACUACCUACCAGCCUUCCAAAUAUGAUACUACCAAUGACAAAUCAGAGCUCGAGUCAACAGAGGCACCAGAAGAACCGACUAGAUCCACUCAGCCACGCCACCCCGAACCUGUGAGCAGAAGGGUGCGCCCACUUUCUCAGACGCGCUCUUAUCACAGCAUCUUCUCCUCAGUAAGAGGUUCAGUCAGGAAUGGAGCAAAUCGAGGCAGAGCCUCAACUAAGGAAGAUGAGGAAGGAGAUGAGGAUGACGAAGAUGAGAGAAUACCAACAACCUCCUCUCCAGAGGAAGAUGCAACAACCAUGGAGCCUGAACCUGAGACAAAAGAACCAUAUAAUGAGGUUUCCCCUGAAUCUGAGAAUGAUGAUUAUAGUGAGGUGGAUGAGCCUCCAACCCCUGAAACCCCCAGCCUCAAAGCUUUUACACUCUCUCCAAAUAAAGACACAUCUUUUUAUCCACAGCAAAGAAAGCCCAUAAAGCCAGUGGUCCACCAAACCACAGCGUCGCAUAAUACAGAAUCAGAGGAUAGAAGAAAGGAUACAGCCUCUACGGACAUACAGAGCAAAAAUAUUUCCAAUAAACCCAGUAUUGUAUACAACAAACCUACCAUUCCUGUCACAAAGGAAACCAACCCACAGCCUGAGACAGAGAUCACACCUGUGGGUAAAGGUUCUGGGCGCACCAAUGGAUCUGGCUUUAGUGCAAGAUACGGAUCUGGCCGAAGGAACUUAGGAGUUCCUUUCAGGGGAAAUUACACAAGAGCUCAGAAUGGUCACAGACCGGGUCUAACCUCACAGUCACGUUUUCCAAGCAGAACUCAGAGUCAGGCCACAUCGCAGUCCACCCUACCAGACCAGUCAGUUGGAAGGAACAAUGGCAAAACAAUAUCUGUACCAACUCCUUCUGAGAAAUCUGAAAUCAUUCCAUCCUCCACAUCGAACACAGCUGUAACUUUAGAUACAAACACCAGAGAAUCACAAAGCUCUUCACUUAACACAGAAAAGUCAAAUAUAUCACCAGAUCAUUUAAAAAAGACAGAGGCAACCAAAGUUGAAGAACCUACUUCAAACUACAAAGACGAUCCCACAGAAGAACAGACAAAGAAAAAGGAUGCGAGUCCUUCAGAUAAAACAACUUAUUCUCGUAGUAGAAUUAAUCCCUCCCUUCUUGAAAGAUUCAAGUUGACAAGCAGGUCUGGUCCGGGGACUCGUCUGUCAUUUUCCAGACAGGGGGGCAGGACGCCAUGGAGCAGGGUAUCAUCUUCGAUAGGGGCUGGCAGACCCCCGAUGCGGGGUAUACCCACGAGAAACUCAGGGACCACAGGUUCUGUUGCAGUGACCUCACUACAGGAGACUAGUGAAGGUCCAACUGAUACUUCUUCUCGUGACUCAUUAAAAAAUGAUGAGAUGGAUGUGGGCUCUAUCAAACCGUCACUGACUGAUAAAACGUCAGACUACAGUAACUCAAGACAUCCAACCCCAUCAUCUCCCGCAAACCCUUCAAAUUCAGAUACUCGUCACUCUACAAAUGCAGAACCAACUUCUGACGACAAUAACAAAAACAAUUACGAUAACAAGAAUUACCUUGAUAAGAGUAACCGAGAAGAUGGCGGGAUCAAUAAAAAUAUUGCAGAAACUACAGUGGACCAAAAGAAUCCAGCCAUAACAUCAAUAGAUCCCAACAGAAACACAGAUGACAAUGAGAGUGUUGCAACAAGAGACACCCCUUCAAGAACUAGCUCAUCCUCUGGGGUCGCUCCACCUUACCGCCGUCCUAAUAUCGGCAUGAAUGGGAGGAUACGAUCUCCUCAUCUUGGAACCAGGUUUCCCAUCAGAUCACAAUCGUCACCAAAUUUACUCAGACCUGCGCUAACGUCAGAUCGCAAUGCUAGUAGAUUUUCAACAGCAAGGACUGGGGGGCUUAGAGAGGGUAGAACGCACUCUAUAUCUUUGUCACCAUCUUCAUCUAGAGACAUCUUUAGAGGCCACGGGAGCAGAAGUCGCUACCCUAACCUCAGAGGAAAAGCAACCAACGGAGGAACUCUUAUACCUGCCAAUGGAAAUGGUCAAAAUGGACAACCAAAUCUGACAGACAAUGAUGGAGGAAUGAGCAGGGCUGUUGGUCAAAGACUUAUUACUGGACCUGACGGGAACAAAUGGUUGGUAGAUCUAGAGUUGGGGAUUCUUAUGAACCAGGAUGGAAAAGUCCUACAGGAUUCCCAUGGCCAACCAAAGAGAGUAGUGCUUGGAGAAGAUGGACGCACUAUUUUCGACCAUCUAGGAAGCCCAUUGCUUAACCAGGAAGGCAUGGCUUUAUUUGGGCAUAACCGAGAUAGUCGUCCAGUGAUCAAUCCCAAAGAGAAAGUCCUCAUGGUCGGAGGAAAACCUCUGCUUGGCUUGGACUUGCCUCACCUCCGCACCACCACGACCACCACCACUAGAGCGCCUACCACUACCCCAGAACCCACCACCAUAGAAUGGACUACUGAAGAGUACACCACUGAAGAACCAUACCCUACAUGUCCACCAGGAACCUAUUCCAAAACAGAUGAAUAUGGCGAUCCAGUGUAUGACUCAGAUGGAAUAUUAGACUGUUACUCAGAAGAUGAGACUACGUUGCCACCACCCACGACAACAUCACCCCCAACAACCACAAUGACCACCACCACGACCACCAUGACCACCACAACAACGGUGAUUCCAACGCUAGACACCAGACCUUCUGGCCGAGGUCCUUUAUCGGAGUUUGAUGACAGUGGGAAGAGGCGAUUCACAGCUCCGUAUGUGAACUACAUCCAAAAGGACCCUGGAGCGCCCUGCUCCCUGACCGAGGCUCUGGAGUACGUCCAGGUUGACAUCCUCGAAGAUUUGCUGAAGAACGACAGUCGCGCCAGCAAUCAGAAGCUGCCUCCCAAAAAUAAACCCCAUAAUCUCACCGUGGUCGCCAUGGAAGGAUGCCACUCUUUCAUCAUCCUGGACUGGGGCCGUCCCCUGAAGGAUGAUAUGGUGUCAGGGUAUAUGGUUCAUAGUGCUUCAUAUGACGACGUGCUCAACAAUAGAUGGUCUUCUAAGUUAUCCAGUGGGACUCACCUGGCUGUGGAGAAUCUCAAACCCAACGCCAGGUACUACUUCAAAGUCCAGGCUAAGAAUGUGUUUGGCUUGGGACCGGUCAGCAACACGCUCACCUAUGUCACCGAAUCAGAUGAUCCCCUUCUCAUUGAAAGACCGCCUGGCGGGGAGCCAAUAUGGAUCCCCUUCUCCUUCCGAUACAACUCAGCCCACAGCUCCUGUAAAGGCAGUCAAUACGUCAAACGGACGUGGUACAGGAAGUUUGUGGGCGUGGUUCUGUGCAACUCUUUACGAUACAAGAUCUUCAUGGGAGACGGUCUCAGAGAGCCCUUUUAUAGUAUAGGAGACACAGUGGGACAAGGAGAAGAUCAUUGCCAGUUUGUGGACUCGCACAGGGACGGCAGAACUGGCCCCGCGUAUCUCUCUAUUACGCUGCCUUCAGCUCAAGGAUAUUAUCGUGCAUACAGACAACAGCCUGUCACAUUUGGAGUAAUUGGCAGACGAACGUCCCAUCCAUUCGUUGGAUGGUAUGAAUGCGGGGUUCCCAUCCCUGGCAAGUGGUAA
Molecule: messenger RNA, 4959 nt
Organism: Nerophis lumbriciformis (worm pipefish)
Lineage: Eukaryota; Metazoa; Chordata; Actinopteri; Syngnathiformes; Syngnathidae
Source: RefSeq, a predicted model, not a curated record